Messenger RNA from Cucurbita pepo subsp. pepo (vegetable marrow), 1674 nucleotides. RefSeq names its product glyceraldehyde-3-phosphate dehydrogenase GAPCP2, chloroplastic. Gene Ontology annotation, cellular component: cytosol. Gene Ontology annotation, biological process: glucose metabolic process; glycolytic process. Gene Ontology annotation, molecular function: NADP binding; glyceraldehyde-3-phosphate dehydrogenase (NAD+) (phosphorylating) activity; NAD binding. Lineage: Eukaryota; Viridiplantae; Streptophyta; Magnoliopsida; Cucurbitales; Cucurbitaceae. The record is from RefSeq and is a predicted model, not a curated record.
AAUAAAGGCCGCAGACUUUUGGAAAUCCGUCAUCCCGCUUCCGUUUCUCUGCGAGGGUUGUUCGUUUUGGGAGCGUGUCCUUUUUCGUUCUCGUUGUCAUUUCUUCUUAGAUCAGCGAAGAAGCUAUACAACGAUGGCCUUCUCAUCCUCCUUCGCUGGAUCUGCUGUUUCCUCUUCUCUGAUCCAAGCGUCUCGUUCUGACUUCUCGCCGUCCGAUUGCCGGAAGGCUUCAUGCGUCGGGCGCUCUUUGAAGCUUCAAUCUGCCAUUGUCGGAACUACUAUCUCGAGUGGGGCGUCUUCUUUACAGUUAAGGACAUCUAAAAAUCGCACCGUUCAACCCAUCAAAGCUACGGCCACUGAGGCACCUCCGACGAUCCAAAAAACUCCGAGAAGUGGGAAGACCAAGAUUGGAAUCAAUGGUUUUGGUCGAAUUGGAAGACUGGUAUUACGAAUUGCAACCUCCAGAGAUGAUGUUGAUGUUGUAGCAGUUAAUGAUCCAUUUGUUGACGCUAAGUACAUGGCUUACAUGCUCAAAUACGAUUCUACUCAUGGUAUUUUCAAUGGAACCAUCAAGGUUCUCAGUGAUUCAACCUUGGAAGUUAAUGGGAAGCAGAUCAAAGUUGCAAGCAAAAGGAACCCUGCAGAGAUUCCUUGGGGUGAUUAUGGGGCUGAAUAUGUUGUAGAGUCCUCAGGAGUUUUCACUACAAAAGAGAAGGCUUCAGCACACUUGAAGGGUGGUGCUAAGAAAGUUGUAAUCUCAGCUCCAUCAGCUGAUGCACCUAUGUAUGUCGUUGGUGUUAACGAAAAAACUUACAAGCCGACGAUAGAUAUCGUCUCCAACGCUAGUUGUACUACCAAUUGUCUUGCACCUCUCGCGAAGGUUGUUCAUGAGGAAUUUGGCAUUGUUGAAGGUCUAAUGACAACAGUGCAUGCAACCACAGCAACACAAAAGACUGUCGAUGGCCCUUCAAUGAAGGAUUGGAGAGGUGGCCGCGGUGCUGCACAAAAUAUAAUUCCUAGCUCUACUGGUGCUGCCAAGGCUGUUGGUAAAGUUCUUCCGGAGCUAAAUGGAAAGCUCACUGGAAUGGCUUUCCGUGUCCCAGCACCCAAUGUAUCUGUUGUGGACUUAACCUGCCGACUUGAAAAAAGUGCUUCAUAUGAAGAUGUAAAGGCAGCAGUAAAGUAUGCAUCCGAAGGUCCAUUGAAAGGCAUUCUUGGGUAUACCGAUGAGGAUGUUGUCUCUACUGAUUUUCUUGGUGACUCCAGAUCAAGUAUAUUUGAUGGAAAGGCUGGAAUAGGCCUCAGUGCCUCAUUCGUGAAGCUGGUGACUUGGUAUGACAAUGAAUGGGGAUACAGCACCCGAGUUCUGGACCUUAUCGAGCACAUGGCAUUGGUUUCAGCCUAAAACUAAAUGAUAGUCUUGUGAUUUUUGGUCGUAAGUAAGUUGAUUGAAGUGAGAUAGGCGUCUAUUUCUUGGAAUGCAUUCAUUCGAAUGCUGUUUAGAGCACAAGAAGCUAGAUAGAUCAUAGAGCUUGAAAUAAGGGAAUGUUUGACAUUUAAGAGCAAACUCUUCCAGUUAACCAUUCCUCUGUUUAUCCUCUGUAUUCCACUAUUUUGUUCACAUUGGUUAAUUAAAUAAUUAUAAGCAGAUAAGCACAGAUCAUUACCACUUUU